Messenger RNA from Nicotiana tabacum (common tobacco), 1121 nucleotides. The record is from RefSeq and is a predicted model, not a curated record. Lineage: Eukaryota; Viridiplantae; Streptophyta; Magnoliopsida; Solanales; Solanaceae.
GAAAAAAAGAAGAAAGACUACAAGUUAAGCCAUUAUACAUUAGUGAGAGGCUUCAUGAACAUUGACCGAUUUAAUUGUUUCUGUCCUAAUUCACAAAGUAGAUAAUUAUUAGUACGACAAGUAUGGAUGAAGCUGAUGCGAUGUAAAACUUCUAGAUGUAGAAUAGAUUUUCCCCCUCUCUUUUUUCAUGUGAUGAGUGUCUGCCUAGGAUAGAUAAUAAAGAAAACAGAGCAACGGGUAGUUCAUAAAAACUUUAUGAUACUGCAAUGAUCAAUGUAUACGAAUACCUUUCAAGUCAGUACAUCAAUCAGAAUCUGAACCGUUUGCUAUUUUGACAGCAUGAAAUCAGUGAUUGAAAGAUACAACAAAGCAAAGGAGGAGACUCAUAAAUUGGGAGAUCCAAGUUCCGAGGUCAAGUUUUGGCAAAGGGAAGCUGCAUUGCUGAGGCAACAACUAGAGAACCUGCAAGAGAAUCAUCGAAAAAUGAAGGGUGAAGAGCUAUCUGGAUUGAAUGUCAAAGAUUUACAAAACUUGGAGAAGCAACUCGAAAUGAGUCUUCGUGGCAUCCGUAUGAGAAAGGACCAAAUUCUGAUUGAUGAGGUGCAAGAACUAAACCAAAAGGGAAAUCUCAGCCAUCAAGAAAGCAUGGAACUUUAUAAGAAGCUAGACCUAGUUCGUCAAGAAAAUACAGAAUUGUAUAAGAAGGUUUAUGGAACUAGAGAUGCAAAUGCAGUGAGCAGAAAUGCCAUGAAUUCAAACAGUUUACGCGUCAAUGAGGACCCUCAUGCACCUCUUCAUCUCCAGCUAAGCCAGCCUCAGCAACAACACUAUGAAACACCAGGAACUACAAAAUUGGGGCUAUCACUGCAGCAGUGGAGUUGAUGCAGACUGUGCCAUUAAGCUCUCUUCUCGAUCAAGUACUCCAUGCGCAUGAAUAUAUGUUUAAAUUAUUAAAGACUGGUAUAGAACCCAUAGAUGUCAGGGAAAAUUGGCCAAUUGACCUGGUAAAUGUAGCAAGUUGGCAUGUAAUAGGUAUCCACAAAACAGCCACCCAAAUCAUGUUUAACUAUGAAUAAAGAAAAUGUUAGCACAGCUAAUGUUCUUCAACUGUCUUGAUACUU